AUGGAUAAGAUACAUUCGCACCAUUGCUCGCUUGAGGAUAAGGAGUAUGUCCUCGAUGAAAAGCUUGAGAAGAUCAACCCCGAAAUCGCUACUCCGGCUGAAAUCACCGCUUUUGAGACUCAUGAGCGAGAUGCAACGAAGGUACAUUGCAUCAUGAUUGCCACCAUGAACUCCGAAUUCCAAAAGUCCUACGAGGACAUGUAUCCAUACGAGAUGCAUCAAGACUUGUUGGAGAGAUACCACCAAAACGCGAGACAAGAGCGUUAUGAGAUUUUCACUAACAUGAUCUCCGCUAAGAUGGGUCAUGGAGAAUCUCUUACCGUGCACCUGCAAAAGAUGCAAAGGAUGACCUACCACAUGAACAAAGAGGAGGUCACCCUAAGCAAACUCCAAGGUCUUUUGAGAGUCGCUGAGAGCAACUUCAAAGACAAGUCUGUUGCACCUACUCCCAAUCCGUCUGCUGCUCCUGUCUUGGCAAUUGGUCAAGGAAAGGGAAAGAAGAGGAAGGCUUCAUCAAAGAACUAUCGCAAGGUUAAAGCCCGAGAUGGUGCCUCUUCUAGUGGGACCAAAGUUGAUCCCUCUAAGCCCUAUCCUAACCCGAAGGAGGCAGAGUGCCACCACUGCCACAAGAUAGGACAUUGGAAGAGAAGCUGCCCAGAAUACCUGCAAGCAAUCAAAGAAGGAAAGAUCAAGCCAUCUUUCGCAGGGACUAAGAAGAAGUAGGGGUGUGGAGCAAGGAAUGAUCAAUCUAAUCAUGGGGAACAGAAGAUCGUCGCCUGUUACCAAGAUUGGAGUGUAUUCUUUAGUGCUUAGGAAUAAUUUGUGUUUAGAUUUGAACAAUUGUUGCUAUUCGCCAGAAAUGGCUAGAAACAUCAUUUCAUUUCAUGGUUUAUAUAGACAAGGAUUUAGAUUUUCUUUUAAUAGAACCAUUCUCAUUAU
This is a messenger RNA of Lactuca saligna, 939 nucleotides long. The record is from the annotation of a GenBank genome assembly. Lineage: Eukaryota; Viridiplantae; Streptophyta; Magnoliopsida; Asterales; Asteraceae.